Emiliania huxleyi CCMP1516 is the source of this 821-nucleotide messenger RNA. RefSeq lists its product as hypothetical. Lineage: Eukaryota; Haptophyta; Isochrysidales; Noelaerhabdaceae. The record is from RefSeq and is a predicted model, not a curated record. The transcript is spliced from 4 exons. The annotation marks the transcript as partial.
CCGCCGGGCUCUCUGCCCUCUUCCAGCCGUGGCCGGCACCCCUCCAAACCGCAGCGCUGGCAUCGUUGAACUCAUUCACGGAAGAGUGGGCCAAUCCGGCGGAGCCGCCGGGAGAUCAUGUCUCCCGUCCAGCGCCGAUCGAUGCAGGCGACAUCAGCUCGCUGACGCGGCGGGCCGCCGGCGACAUUGACUGGCGCACGUUCACUCCGCUCGCUCGCAUCGACGCUCUCAUUGACGCCAUCGGUCCUCGAGGCAUGGAUCGGGUCGCCGACCUCCUCACCAAUGGCACCGGGUCCGCCUCCCUCGACCUGCGCUGGGUGCCACCGCUCUCACUCCCGCUGCUCCCCGGCCUCCGGCUGCGCGUCGAGUUUUCGAGCGCGAUCGUCGCCGGCCUCGACACCCUCUCCGACAUCGCGCUGCUGCGGCCGAACGCCUCGGACUCGACGCGGCUCAGCUCCUCCCUCGCCGCUCGCCGCGCCGACGCGACUCUGCGCCUUUGCCUGCGGGCGGAGCGGAGCGAGGCGCGGCCGGCCCCGAGCAAGAGAGAGCGGCAGCGCGCCGCUUCGUGGGCCUCCGCCCCGCCGCUCCCGCUCACGCUCCACGCGACACUCGGCCAGCUCUCCGGCUCAAUCAGCGGCCGACUCGCCGUCGCCGCCGCCGCCGCAGGAGGGCUAACCAUCUCUCAGCUGGCAGGCCCGCGCGGCACGCCCGCCGCGUGCCUCGCCCGCGCCGUCGGGAACGAAACCUCGCUGCUCUCGGCGGGCGCCUCCGCGCGCCUCCUCGCGCUGCGUGUGGAGGGCAGCGGCGCCUCCGCUCCGCUG